GGCAUGUCUAUAAUUCAAAAAUGGGUUAAUUUCACUGGAGGUGUGUGUAUGCUCAUAAGUGUGUUUGGAGCAGUGGCACUAAUGGUUGUAAUGUACAUGAUCAUUGUGUUCUCUCUGAACCUGAAAGGAGUGGCAGGGAUACUGACUGGACUGAUACCAUCCAUUGCUCUGUCAGCUGCCUCCUGGUACAUCAAGAAGAGACUGGAGAAGGAAGUGAGUCAGUCCAACACAGCCACAAGUCAGUUGCCACAGUCUAUGACGACUAUGAAGAUGGUGAUGACAAUAGUGGCAAUGAAAAGAAGGCUUUGAAGUUUAUGACCUGGAAAUUGAGUCCAUCCCAAUUUUUGUUGCUAAGUAUUUCAGAAUACACAAUAGUAUCUCUG
Geodia barretti is the source of this 383-nucleotide messenger RNA. The record is from the annotation of a GenBank genome assembly. NCBI's taxonomy places the organism in Eukaryota, Metazoa, Porifera, Demospongiae, Tetractinellida, Geodiidae.